UGCUAUUUUUGGAAGUCAUGUAAAAAGUUUUUGGCGAAAAUAAAUUUAAUUAUUUACUUGUUGAUCUAUAAACGGUAACAAAAUGCUAAUACCCACCUGCGUUAUCAAACUGUUGGAACUGAUGCUAGCAAUAACCUGCCUCACUCUGCACCAAUACAGCUACGACUUGACAGAUAUCCCCACAUUGAUGCUAUGUUCCGGAACGUACGUCGGUUAUGUCGUUGUGCUCUCUGGAGAAAUAGUUGGAGAGAUGAUUUUUGCGCCUCUGGAUCUCGUCCAAGAUAUGUACUUCGGAAUACUGGGAGUAGUUCUGUUCUCCGUUAGCGGUGGACUAAUCCUUAGUGCGAGAACUAAGACCAGCAUAUAUCCAAGGACAGGAGACAAUACCAUUGCUCUUAUUACCGGAUCUCUGACUGUCCUCAACGCUUUGGUGAUGCUGUUUGAUCUGACCUUGGCGUAUUUGGACAGCGAACAGUUUGACGAUGAAGCUAGCGUGUGAGGUGAAGCGGUAUCGGCGGCAGCGGACGCUUACGUCGAUGCAUGGUGGUCAGCUGCUGG
Pararge aegeria (speckled wood butterfly) is the source of this 558-nucleotide messenger RNA. RefSeq lists its product as uncharacterized. The transcript is spliced from 4 exons. Bases 83 to 499 code for a protein of 138 amino acids. Lineage: Eukaryota; Metazoa; Arthropoda; Insecta; Lepidoptera; Nymphalidae. Gene Ontology annotation, biological process: septate junction assembly. The record is from RefSeq and is a predicted model, not a curated record.